Molecule: messenger RNA, 675 nt
Organism: Myzus persicae (green peach aphid)
Lineage: Eukaryota; Metazoa; Arthropoda; Insecta; Hemiptera; Aphididae
Product: protein ALP1-like
Exons: 1
Coding region: 1-675 (224 amino acids)
Source: RefSeq, a predicted model, not a curated record
AUGGCGUUGUACCCAGGAUGUACAUUCGUCUCGCUUGUGUUAUAUUUUUGUCGAGGAGAAUCUACUCUUGGUCACAUCGGAGCAAAGACAACUAAGAUAUUUUGGGAAAAGAUGAAUGAAGAUUGGAUGACGAAAACAAAUAAAGCUCAAUGGAAACGAAUUUCACAACGUUGUAAGUUUUUGUGGAACCUCUCAAAUUGUAUCGGUAGCUUAGAUGGUAAACAUAUUCACAUUGAGAAACUGCCGAAUACUGGUUCGAGUAAUUUCAAUUACAAGACAUAUCACUCAAUAGUGUUAUUAGUGUGCUGUGACGCUGACGGCCUUUUUACUAUGAUAGAAACUGGAUAUGCUGGUAGGAACAGAGAUGGAGGGAUAUUUCGAGCUUCAGCAAUGAAAUAUUGGUUGACACGCAAGGAACUUGAUAUUCCUUCACCUGCAAAGCUACAUCAUGAUGAAAAUGUCGGCAAAUUUCAGUAUUAUUUUGUGAGUGAUGAGGCAUUUCCAUUAUCGACAUAUUUGAUGAGCCCCUACCCAAGACGAAAUCUUAACACCACACAAAGAAUAUUUAACUAUCGACUAAGCCGUGGUAGAAAAACGAUAGAAUGUACAUUUGGAAUGAUGACAGAGAAAUUUCAAGUGUUAAGUACUGCCAUUCGUUGCCAUGAUGUUGGUUAA